Molecule: messenger RNA, 6973 nt
Organism: Rhopilema esculentum
Lineage: Eukaryota; Metazoa; Cnidaria; Scyphozoa; Rhizostomeae; Rhizostomatidae
Molecular function (GO): oxidoreductase activity, acting on the CH-NH2 group of donors, NAD or NADP as acceptor; FMN binding; iron-sulfur cluster binding
Source: RefSeq, a predicted model, not a curated record
AUUCCUCGGUAAACUUUAGUUCCCGUGAUGAGCACUCGACAGGCGGACUGGAAAAACACUGAGCAUAGGAGAUAGGCCAUUGCAAUCGAAGCUUCGCAGGGAACUUGGUAGUUGAACGACUCCAAAAUGGCUCUUACUGGGGAGCAUGAUGACUACUCUCCGCUGCUUAAAGAGCGUGAUGCAUGUGGUGUUGGCUUUGUUGUCGAUAUCAAGGGCAAUGCGUCUCACCAGAUCCUCAGAGAAUCGCAAAGAAUGCUUGUUCAUAUGAACCAUCGUGGUGGAUGCCAAUGUGAUGACACCGGGGAUGGGGCAGGGGUAAUGACAGCAUUGCCCCAUAAAUUGUACAGGAAAUACCUGGCUGAAACAUUGUACAAUGGAGAUGAAGAUCAAGUUCCAAAAAUUGGAUCUUACGCAACUGGCAUUCUGUUUUUGGAUCUGGACCCAAAAAAGGCCUCACAUUGUAUGUGUGAAAUGGAGAAGAUUGCUCAUGAAUGCUCCCUUCAGGUAAUAGCAUGGAGAGACGUGCCAUACAAUAACGAGUGCAUAGGAGACUGGGCACGAAAUUUGAAACCGAUAAUAAAGCAGAUUUUUGUAAGCAGUAAUUUGCCACAGGAUGAGUUCAAAAAACAGGUUUACUUAAUGAGAAAAACAGCAACCCACAAAAUACCACAGCACGACCGAAGAUUCUACUUGUGCAGUUUAUCGUCUGAGACUGUUGUAUACAAGGGGCUUCUAACUCCAAAACAGUUGCCGCAGUUCUAUCUGGAUUUGCAGGAUGAAGACUUUGAGACUCACUUCUCUCUGGUACAUAGCCGAUUCUCAACCAACACCAACCCUAGCUGGGAAAGGGCACACCCUCAAAGACUUCUUGCUCAUAAUGGUGAAAUAAACACAAUUCAAGGAAAUAUAAAGAACAUGAUAGCGAGAGAAGGAAACAUGCAAAGCAAAUAUUAUGGAAAUAAUUUACAGAGAUUGUUUCCAGUCAUUGAAGCUGAGCAAUCGGAUUCUGGUUGUGUCGAUAAUGUAAUCGAAUUUCUUGUGAUGGCAGGAAACCGAUCCCUACCGGAGGCGGUGAUGACUUUAGUACCAGAAGCAUGGCAGAACGACAUUCAUAUGGGUAGUGAGAAGAAGAAUUUUUACAAAUGGGCAUCAUGUUCCAUGGAAGCAUGGGAUGGACCAGCCCUGUUCACUUUUUCUGAUGGGCAAUAUGUUGGCGCGGUGCUUGACAGAAAUGGCCUACGACCUUCCCGCUAUUACCUCACAAAAGAUGGUCUUAUGAUCAUGGCUAGUGAAGUUGGUGUUUCUUCAGUUGUCCCGGAGCAAGUGAUAUACAAGGGUCGCCUAAUGCCCGGUAGAAUGCUGCUAGUGGACACUAAGCUCGGAUCCAUUAUAAAAGACGAUGAACUAAAGCAUAUCAUUUCAACUGCACGACCUGUAAAGCACUGGAUCGAAGAAAAUUUGUUAACACUUCAACAUUUUCGUGACGCAUAUAUGAAGAAGCAUGCAAGAGAGCCUGAUGAGAUUCCACCAGAACGAGAAUCGUCUACAAUGGGAGGCAGAUCAGUUGAAACAGAUCGAAGAAUGCCCCUGUUUGGUUACUCCGUGGAGGAUUUGAAUAUGCUUCUGUUGCCGAUGAUAAUCAACUCAAAAGAAGCUUUGGGGUCAAUGGGAAACGACACGCCCCUGGCUUGCAUGACCAUGUACCCACAACUUGUCUUCGAUUAUUUCAAACAGCUUUUUGCACAGGUGACCAACCCCCCGAUUGAUCCAUUCAGGGAAAAAAUAGUUAUGUCAUUGGAAUGUCCAAUCGGUCCAGAGGCAAACAUUUUGGAACCUUCAGAGGACCAAUGCAAAAGAAUCAUUCUUGACAGUCCAAUCUUGUCGUCAGGAGAUCUGGUGCUUCUAACGAGCUCUUCGCUUCCAAAAUGGGAGACAGAAAUAAUCGACAUUGUUUACCCAGUUGAAGAAGGACUUGAUGGCUUAGUGCCUGCCUUGGACGGAAUUUGCGACAAGGCUUUCCAAUCUGUUAAGAAUGGAAAACCCUUGAUUUUACUGACCGACAGAAAAGCUGGACCAAAUUUUGUACCAAUAAGCUCCCUUUUGGCAACCGGCGCCGUUCACCAGUACUUAGUAAAGAUGAAGUCAAGGCGACUUGUGAGCAUUCUCGUAGAGACUGGAGAAGCAAGGGAAAUUCACCACAUGUGUCUUCUUCUUGGUUACGGCGCGGAUGCAGUUUGCCCCUACUUGGUUUUUGAGACUUUCAGCAAACUUAGGGAAGAAGGUCUGAUGGAGCCUCCUUUGACAGAUCACCAAAUAAUUGAAAACUACAAAACUGCAGCUCAUACAGGCAUCCGGAAAGUUAUGGCCAAAAUGGGAAUAUCCACUCUUCAUAGUUACAAGGGAUCCCAAAUAUUCGAAGCAGUUGGGCUGGCAAAGGAGGUGAUGGACAAAUGCUUUACUGGCACAGCGUCGAGAAUAGCUGGCACCAAUUUCAAAAUUCUUGCACAAGAAGCACAUGAUCGACACCGUCUGGCAUUUUCUGAGCGCGAAUGCGACAAUCUUCUCAUGAAUAACAAGGGAGAUUAUCAUUGGCGUGAUGGUGGAGAAAUGCAUGUAAAUGAUCCAAGAAGUAUUGCCCAUCUGCAAAAUGCAACUCGAAACAACAACACUAUUGCCUAUGAGAAAUAUGUGAAGUCGACAAUGCUAACGAUAGAGGCAUGUACCCUGCGAGGGCAAUUUGAUUUUAGGUAUAGUAAAGAGGCAGUUCCACUUGAAGAGGUUGAAGAUGCUGCAAGCAUUGUAAAACGCUUUUGCACAGGAGCUAUGAGCUUUGGAUCAAUUUCCGAAGAGACACACACCACGUUGGCCAUUGCUAUGAACAGGAUUGGUGGCAAGAGCAACAGCGGAGAAGGGGGUGAAGAUCCUUCCCGUUACAAGGUCUACGAUUUGAAUAACAGCAAGCGUUCUUCUAUCAAGCAAAUUGCUUCUGGUAGAUUUGGAGUUACCAGUGCAUAUUUAGCUAAUGCAGAUGAUCUUCAGAUUAAGAUGGCACAGGGAGCAAAGCCUGGUGAGGGUGGUGAGCUUCCAGGCCAUAAAGUCACUGAAAUGAUCGCCAAAACGAGGCAUUCUGUUCCUGGUGUUGGCUUAAUUAGCCCUCCUCCGCAUCAUGAUAUCUACUCCAUCGAGGAUCUUGCUCAGCUUAUUUAUGAUUUGAAAUGCGCUAACCCUACCGCAAGGAUAAGCGUGAAACUCGUUUCAGAAGUUGGUGUUGGGGUUAUUGCAUCUGGUGUGGCCAAGGGGCUGGCAGAGCACAUUGUCAUAUCUGGACACGAUGGAGGGACUGGAGCGAGCAGUUGGACUGGAGUUAAGCACGCAGGGUUGCCAUGGGAACUUGGUCUUUCAGAGACUCAUCAGACGCUGGUGCAAAAUAAGUUAAGAGACAGGAUUAUUUUACAAACAGAUGGUCAGAUGAGGACAGGUCGCGAUGUUCUUGUGGCAGCCUUGCUGGGGGCUGACGAGUUUGGAUUUUCCACUGCCCCUUUGAUUGCACUUGGAUGCACGAUGAUGCGAAAAUGCCAUCUUAAUACAUGUCCAGUAGGAGUUGCAACUCAGGAUCCUGUUUUAAGAGAAAAGUUUGACGGAAAACCAGAAUACGUAAUCAAUUAUUUCUUCAUGGUUGCUGAAGAGGUCCGCUUGCUCUUGUCCCAAAUGGGAGUCAGAAGCAUGCAGGAAGUUAUUGGCCAGUCACAUCUUUUGAAACCAUUGGAUACUGCAUAUAACGAGAAGACCGCCCUUUUGGAUUUUGGCACAAUAUUGAGAAACCCAGAACAAUCCAGUCCAGUAAAACAGAUCGGAGGAACUGUGGAACAAGACUUUAACUUGGCUUCGCGCAAGGAUUGGAUACUGAUUCAAAAGGCUCAAGAUGUAAUCGAUGGAAAGUUAGAGAAAGUUAAACUUGAAAUGGAGGUGGAGAAUAUUGAUAGGACCUUUGCAUCAACUCUCAGCUAUGAAAUAUCCAGACGCCAUCUUGAAAAUGGUUUACCUGAAGAUAGUAUCCACAUAAAAUUGAAUGGAUGUGGAGGACAGAGUUUUGGAGCGUUUUUGGCCCCUGGUGUCACUUUGGAACUUGAAGGAGAUGCCAAUGACUAUAUUGGUAAAGGCUUAUCUGGUGGCAAGAUAAUAAUUUAUCCUAGCAAGAAACACGACGAAAGCUUCAAAGCUGAGGAUAAUAUUAUUGUAGGCAAUGUUUGUCUGUACGGUGCAACAUCAGGGAAGGCAUUUUUCAGAGGAAUUGCAGCUGAAAGAUUCUGUGUUAGAAACUCAGGUGCCAUUGCAGUUGUUGAGGGAUGUGGUGACCAUGGCUGUGAAUACAUGACAGGAGGGUUAUCAGUCAUUCUUGGGGAAACAGGACGAAAUUUUGCUGCCGGAAUGAGUGGCGGUAUUGCUUAUGUUCUUGAUAGGAAAAAGACAUUUGCAUCUUUUUGCAAUACAGAGAGAGUCGCUCUGGAUCCGCUAGAUGAUGAUGAUGUCGCAAAGCUGUACAAUGUCAUUAAAGAGCAUUACUUUUACACGAAAUCAGCUGUUGCCAAGGAUGUUUUGGAAAACUGGAGCCAUGUGACAAGUCUAUUUGUAAAGGUAUUUCCCCAUGAAUAUCGGCGUGCAUUGCAGCAACUCAAAGAGCAGAAAGAGGUUCAAGAAAAGACCAAAGAAGUUCCAAAGCCAGUUCCGGUUAAUGAUGUGCCAAAUGCCAAGGAUGAUUUACUUGACAUCGAGGACACAGUAAGCAACCAAGUCCACGAAGAAAACAUAAUAAACAAAGUUCUUGAUAAACAGAGUGGAUUCAUCAAGUAUGAAAGAAGUUCCAACAUGUAUCGUCCAGCUGGACAAAGAGUCAAAGAUUGGGAGGAGAUUUAUAGCAGAAAAAAGAAAAAGGAACUGAAGGUACAAGCUGCCAGAUGUAUGGAUUGUGGAGUCCCUUUCUGUCAGUCUCACACUGGGUGCCCGCUUGGCAAUGUUAUCCCCAAAUGGAAUGAUUUGGUUUUCCAGAACAAGUGGAAAGAAGCCCUUGAUCGUCUUCUUCAAACAAACAAUUUUCCCGAGUUUACUGGUCGUGUUUGUCCAGCUCCAUGUGAGGGAGCUUGUGUCUUAAGCAUAAAUGCCAAACCUGUGACUAUCAAGUCCAUUGAGUGUGCAAUCAUUGACUAUGGAUUUGAAAAUGGAUUGAUGCAGCCCCAGAUCCCUGCAAUGAGGACAGGAAAAAAGGUUGCUAUCAUAGGCAGUGGUCCUUCAGGCUUAGCUGCCGCUGCGCAGCUCAACAAGGCUGGGCAUCUUGUGACCGUCUAUGAGAAGAAAGAUCGUUGUGGUGGCCUGUUGAUGUAUGGAAUCCCGAGUAUGAAACUAAGCAAACAGAUUGUUCAGCGAAGAAUAACGUUAAUGGAGGCCGAGGGAAUAACUUUCAAGACAAAUUGUGAAAUUGGGCAGAAUGUUGCUACAAAUGAAAUUAUGGAUGGAUACGAUGCUGUUUUGCUUGCUGUUGGCUCGAUAUGUCCAAGAGAUCUUCGACUGCCAGGGAGAAAUCUGAAAGGCAUACACUUUGCCAUGGAGUUCUUAGAACUAUCCCAGAAGCAUCGGCUUGGCCAAUACAAUCUGCCAAAAUUAGAUGCAAAAGGCAAAGACGUGAUCAUCAUUGGAGGUGGUGACACAGGAGUUGAUUGCAUUGGCACUGCAAUUAGACAGGAAGCUGCAUCUGUCAUAACAUUUGAAAUUCUAAGCGAGCCUUCGCGGACAAGAGGACCGAAUAACCCAUGGCCAACGUGGCCUAGAAUCUUCAGGGUUGAGUAUGGGCACGAAGAGGCUUCCUUGAAAUAUGGGAAAGACCCAAGAUUCUACAAUAUUAUGUCUAAAGAAUUCGUUGGUGAUGAUCUUGGCAAUGUAACUGGAGUGAGAGCAGUGGAAAUUUCAUGGGUCAAGGAUGCCAGUGGCCGUUGGGUUGCAGAGGAGCUGAAGGACACUGAACAGAUCUUUUCUGCGGAUAUUGUUCUCAUUGCACUUGGUUUUAUUGGCCCCGAGAAAUGCCUCUCAAAUUCACUUGGAGUUGAAACAAAUAUUCGUUCCAAUUUUGCAACGCCCUCUGGAAAAUACAAUACAAAUGUAGAAAAGGUUUAUGCAGCUGGAGACUGUCACUAUGGACAAUCUUUAAUUGUCACUGCCAUUGCGGAAGGACGCCAGGCUGCAAGACAGAUUGAUUUGGACUUGAUGGGAACCACGUUUUUAGCUGGUCCCGGCGGAGAGGUAAUCAUACCCAGGCCUCCACCGCGUCAUGAUGAUUCUUGAACUAACCAGCUUAAAGCAGUUUAGUGGACUGUGUCGAAUGUUUAGAAUUUUAGGAUCAUAACAUGAUUGAAAUAAAUGGUUGGUGGUUUGUUCAUGAAUAGAAUUUUGCCGUGAUCAUGGUCAAGAAUCACAAUCAUCAAUAAGGUUGCAGCUAGCUUCGAAUAAUGAUAAUCUGUAACUAAAAUCCGUAUUGAGUAAGAAAAUGACAAGUGUUAGUGCUCGCGAAGAUAUGGAAAUAAAUUGCAGUGUCCCGAGUUAAUGAAUAAUAUGUCUAAUUCUAUUAAGUACUUCGUGUUUAUAAAAUGAGAAACUGUUUCUUGUAAUUGGUAUGAAAUGGACUGUAACAAUAGCUUCUGUGCUGCUUGAUAUUUUCUUAUCAACAUAAAUUAAUUUUCUUGUUUCUUGAUGUAGAAUAUGUAGAUAAUUAUUUUACGUUUUAAAAAGCUGAAUUUUAUCGAAAAAUUUGGACACAAAACAUCUGAUAGUUGUACCUUGUUAAAAUACCAUUUGGAUACAAAACAUUUGAUAGUUGUACCUUGUUAAAAUACCAUUUGGAUACAAAACAUUUGAUAGUUGUACCUUGUUAAAAUACCAUUUGGAUACAAAACAUUUGAUAGUUGUACCUUGUUAAAAUACCAUU